Messenger RNA from Seriola dumerili (greater amberjack), 3120 nucleotides. Its product is annotated as protocadherin beta-15-like. Lineage: Eukaryota; Metazoa; Chordata; Actinopteri; Carangiformes; Carangidae. Gene Ontology annotation, biological process: homophilic cell-cell adhesion. The transcript has 3 exons. The record is from RefSeq and is a predicted model, not a curated record. Gene Ontology annotation, cellular component: plasma membrane. Gene Ontology annotation, molecular function: calcium ion binding. Bases 1 to 3120 code for a protein of 1039 amino acids.
AUGGAGACCGAUAGAAAAAUUCAAAUGAUGGAAAGCUCCUGGUUGGCUUUUUAUUUGGUCCUUCUAAUGUUUUUCGGGAAUCAGACUUUUGCUCAGAUCAGGUACUCUGUUCCAGAGGAGGUUAACGACGGAACUAUUGUUGGAAAUAUUGCAAAGGAUCUUGGGCUUGACAUCACUUCUUUGAUUGAUCGACGGUUCCGUGUUGUUUCAAGAACUAAGGACGCCUUCUUUGAGGUAAACCAGGCCAAUGGAGCCCUACAUGUCCAUAAGAAUAUCGACAGAGAGGAGCUCUGUCAAGGCAGCGGUGCCUGUCUAAUGGAGCUGAAAAUCCUUGUUGAAAACCCUUUGGAAAUGCACUAUGUAGUUGUAGAAAUUACUGAUGUAAAUGAUCACUCUCCCGCUUUUCCUGAAAAGGAACAGACAUUUGAAAUAGCCGAACAUAUAUUGCCAGGAAGGCGAUUUCAGCUGCACACUGCUCGUGACCCCGAUGCUGGAAUUAACUCUAUUCGUACAUACACUUUAACGUCAAACGAUCACUUUGAAAUAGAUAUCCGUCAAAGCGAUGAGGAAAAAAUACCAUUCUUAGUGCUGAAGAAGCCAUUAGACAGAGAACAAAAGUACAAACAUUCACUACUGGUUACAGCAGUUGAUGGCGGAAAGCCUCAAAAAUCAGGAACACUAAAUGUUUCCAUUGAAGUUCUUGAUAUUAACGACAACCGUCCAACAUUUAUUCAGGAUAUUUACCAAAUUACCAUACAGGAAAAUGUUCCAAUUGGCACAUCAAUAUUUCUAAUGAAUGCAACUGAUCCAGAUGAAGGCGCGAACGGGGAUAUUGAAUACAACCUUGCAAAAACCUUAAGGAGAAGAGUAUAUGACCUUUUCGAAUUGAACAAAUUAACCGGAGAGAUUAGAGUAAAAGGAGUGGUAGACUAUGAAGAAAACGACAUCUACAAACUCGAUGUUGAAGCAUCAGAUAAAGGAACACCUCCAUUGAAAGGUGAGUGUAGGGUCAUUAUAAAAAUAAAAGACAUCAAUGAUAAUCCGCCGGAAAUAGAAGUCACAUCAUUGUCAGAUACAGUGUCUGAAGGCUCAAAGCCUGGAACAGUUAUUUCACUCCUCAGUGUAAUAGAUAAAGACUCCGGAGUCAAUGGAAAAAUAAUUUCAAGCAUUACCUCAGACAUGCCGUUCGAAUUAAAACCCUCCUAUAAGGAACAUAUAUAUUCAGUGGUUACUAAGUGGUUUUUGGAUCGAGAGGAGGUGUCACAUUAUGAAAUAACAAUAAAAGCCAUAGACUGUGGUGAGCCUCCUUUGUCUACUUAUAAAACCCUGAGUAUUGAAAUAUCGGACAUAAAUGACAACAGUCCACAAUUCUCCCUAAAUCCAUUACAAUUUUACAUUUCAGAAAAUAACAUUGCUGGAAAGUCACUGUUCUCUGUAAGUGCAACGGACAAAGAUGUGGACGACAACGCAGUUAUCUCUUACGAUAUUGUCAGAGGAGAUAAUCAGAAUGAAAUUCUGUCUUUUCUCGAUGUAAAUCCCAGUAAUGGACACAUAAUUGCACUAAAAAGUUUUGACUUUGAAACACUGAAAACUUUCCAAUUCCACGUUGUUGCGUCAGAUUCUGGAACUCCGUCACUAAGCAGCAACGUCACUGUGAACGUGUUCAUUCUGGAUCAGAACGACAACGUUCCAGUCAUCCUGUAUCCACUCAGCUCUAACGGUUCAGCUGAAGGUGUGGAGGAGAUUCCCCGCAACGUGAACGCAGGACACUUGGUGACUAAAGUCAGAGCCUAUGACGCUGAUAUAGGAUAUAACGGCUGGUUACUGUUUUCACUGCAGGAAGUUACUGACCACAGUCUCUUUGGUUUGGACCGCUAUACAGGACAGAUCAGAACACUUCGCUCAUUCACAGAGACAGACGAGGCUGAGCAUAAACUGGUCAUACUGGUCAAAGACAAUGGGAACGUUUCUCUCUCAGCAACAGCUACUGUGAUUGUCAAACUUGUGGAGCCCAAAGAGGCUUUUGCAGCUUCUGAUGUGAAAAGUUCAGCAAAAGCGGAUGAAGAUAAUAAUGUGACUUUUUACCUGAUGAUAACUUUGGGCUCAGUUUCAGCACUUUUUCUCAUCAGUAUCAUCGUGCUGAUUGCAAUGCAGUGCUCAAAAUCCACAGACUAUACUUCUAAAUAUCUACAAGAGACUAACUAUGGCGGGACACUGUGUCACAGCAUCCAGUACAGAUCUGGAGACAAACGGUACAUGUUAGUUGGACCCAGAAUGAGUAUAGGAUCUACUAUAGUCCCGGGCAGUCAUGCAAAUACACUUGUGCUCCCUGACAGGAGAACAUCUGGAGAGUUCCACGUUGUUGCGUCAGAUUCUGGAACUCCGUCACUAAGCAGCAACGUCACUGUGAACGUGUUCAUUCUGGAUCAGAACGACAACGCUCCAGUCAUCCUGUAUCCACUCAGCUCCAACGGUUCUGCUGAAGGUGUGGAGGAGAUUCCCCGCAACGUGAACGCAGGACACUUGGUGACUAAAGUCAGAGCCUAUGACGCUGAUAUAGGAUAUAACGGCUGGUUACUGUUUUCACUGCAGGAAGUUACUGACCACAGUCUCUUUGGUUUGGACCGCUAUACAGGACAGAUCAGAACACUUCGCUCAUUCACAGAGACAGACGAGGCUGAGCAUAAACUGGUCAUACUGGUCAAAGACAAUGGCAACGUUUCACUCUCAGCAACAGCUACUGUGAUUGUCAAACUUGUGGAGCCCAAAGAGGCUUUUGCAGCUUCUGAUGUGAAAAGUUCAGCAAAAGCAGAUGAGGAAAAUAAUGUGACUUUUUACCUGAUGAUAACUUUGGGCUCAGUUUCAGCACUUUUUCUCAUCAGUGUCAUCGUGCUGAUUGCAAUGCAGUGCUCAAAAUCCACAGACUAUACUUCUAAAUAUCUACAAGAGACUAAUUAUGAUGGGACACUGUGUCACAGCAUCCAGUACAGAUCUGGAGACAAACGGUACAUGUUAGUUGGACCCAGAAUGAGUAUAGGAUCUACUAUAGUCCCGGGCAGUCAUGCAAACACACUAGUGCUCCCUGACAGGAGGAGAACAUCUGAAGAGCUGGCUAUGUAA